Messenger RNA from Coregonus sp. 'balchen', 3168 nucleotides. The record is from the annotation of a GenBank genome assembly. NCBI's taxonomy places the organism in Eukaryota, Metazoa, Chordata, Actinopteri, Salmoniformes, Salmonidae.
AAGGGACGAUUCUUCCGAUUCCGCCAGGCUGCCUUGAGUCUGGUCUCCAACAAACAGUCUCUUCCACAAGAAGACCCAGAUGCCGUCAUGGUGGAUUCCCCCUCCCCCAAAAAGAACAAGGACUCGGUGGCUCUGACCAACUUCCAGUCGCCCCCAACCAAGGACAACUGCAGCCCCACCGAUGCCAAAGACACACGGGCCCUCAUCAGCUCCAGCCACCACUCCUCCCAGGCCAGUUUGCAUGGACCCGGACCCCUGAGCCACUCCUCUCCCAAGCAGCACCCGUGGGACAGGCUGUACCAGAUGGAGGCGCACCAGUCCACCACCUGCCUGGCACACAACAUCUCCAGAGGCAGCAUCAGCGGGAGCAGCAUGAGGCGAGCCUCCUCUGUCCACGACAUAGAAGGCUUCAGCAACUCCAAGAGCAUAUUCAGGGACCGACACGCAAGUGAAGGUAAAGUAGGAUAAUGAAAUGUCUAAUGAAAGCUUUGUGGUACCUAGAUUUAGAAUGGGGACAGAGCUAUUGUCAUCUUUGUGACUUGUGAGUGAUCCUGGCUCAAUAAUUGUUUAUUACAGUAUACUAUUACAGAUUUAUGCCAGCAUUAUCUGCAUCCACAGUACUCUUUCUUUCUCUCUUCUUCUCACCACUAUAAUGCUGCUUUUAGACAAUGGUCGCUAUAUCAGAGGUAACGAUGUGUUCUCUGACCAUGCUUGUCAUGCACUGGACUGUUUGAAGCAUGUAUCCUAAUCAAGCCAAUUGCCCACAAGGAAUUAUUAUUAUUUCUCCCUGAAAUCCUACUCUCAAUGAAGUGCUACACUUGAGAAUGUGCUAUGACUUAAACAUUUGGGUGUGGUGACAUUUUUGUAAUGUCAGCUAUUAUAAAUGUAUUUUGAUGAUUGAUCAACACCUCCUAAAUGAAAGCCUGCUGCCUCCACUGAUUGCUAACAAUAUUAUUGCCAUCCCCACCCAACACCUGCAUGAAAGAAAGCCAUUUUGCUUUAUCAUCAAUUAUGUGAUGGUUUGGCUCACUGCUACAGCUUUUACCUCUGUCCACGUACUACUGCAUGCUCUUAACUAGAGCUGUGCUAUACUGUAUUACCACCUCUCUCUCUAUAGUCAAUUCCUUUGGGUUUUCUUUACGUUCCAGGUCCGUUCAAUCAUCUCAAGUCCAGUUUGCUGGGCUCCACCUCGGAAUCCAACAUCAACAAGUACAGCACCAUCAACAAGAUCCCGCUGAUUGCGCUCAACUUCGCAGAGCGGAAUAAUGACAAUAAGGCACAAUCUCCCCCAUCGUCAGAAAACACUAUCAUAGCACCCAAGGUCAAGGACAGAACGCACAACGUCACUGAAAAAGUCACACAGGUGAGACAGUUGACUCCAUUUGUCUGGAAAGCACAUUUGACUGUUGUAACAUUUGUUGGAAUAAUAACAUUAAUUUUUUUAUACAACUUUCAUGUUACACUAUGCACAAAAUAAGGAAUGUACCUAACGAAUGCCUAACACAUAUGAUAAAAAAUUUUGCACUAAUGGCUGCUUGUGCAUCCUCAAUGAAUUGGAGAAACAAUCUCAUCAAUGAAUGUUAGACAUUCCUGUGAGACUCCUGCUUGUGCCUAGGACAACUAACCGCUGUACAGUGACUGUCCUCUCAUUAAUGUCAGUGUCAAACCUCAGCACAGUCUGUAGGACAGAAGACCAAGCUUUCCAGUAAACUCAAACCGUCUUUGACAGGUGAAAACAGAGCACUCCUGACAAUGACAAUCUAUAGAAGGGACAAGCCAUUCUCACUCAUAAAUACAGCCAUCAUCCUACUGAACUCCCUAUUUCUGUGUUGCUGUACCUUGAAUUGGCCAUUCAAUGGGUUUUUCACAUCAGUACCUGUCGGGAUGCAUUGAAGAAUCCAUAAGAAUCCUUGUGGAUGUGCUGAGGCAACAUAAAACAAAGCCCUCUGUCCUCAUCAUUUCUCCUGCACUAUUUACCAGCAGAUAGGUCUUUCUUUGAAGCCUGUCAGAGCUCAUUAAGAUCCAGAGGAGAGGAAAGCCACGUACUCACUGGCUGUUAGAUUACAACGUUGCUUGAAUGGACAUAAUAAGCUAUAGAGUCCAACCAUGGAGAAAAGCUUACAGAGAUGAUAAAGAAGCUGUUGAACAUUGGACACCGUCUGUUGUAUCUAUACCAUUGUUAUGAAUCGAGCACUACAAAUGUCUAAAAAAGAGCACACGGUAGUCUUUUCAAAAGAUGUACAGCUAGGAUACGUUAUCUGAUUAUCCUCCUUCAAUACUAUCAUAUCAUAUCAAAUCGCAUUUUCAAAAUGAUCUACCCCCAAAAAAUCAAUGGAUGAAUUUACUACAACUUACUACUAGAAUGUGAGACGGUAAGGCAGUGAUCCUGUGGAACACAUCUAUAUUGGAAGUCACAUUAUUCACAUCCCAAGACAGGGGUAAUCGGUCAUGUCUGUCAAAUGAGAGGAGAGGACUGUGGAGCACUUACUCUCAGGUUAGCUGAAUCAUAGCAAGGAACUUUACCUGGACUGCUCCGGCAAUAUCCAGCUACUGAGAUAAGUGAGUUAAAAGCAGACUCGGGUAAAGCUGUCAGAUAGAUGAAUAUUUUGCCAUUCAGACAAAAGUUUGACACUCAUAUCUACAGAAUAAAACAUAAUUUCUGUCAGAAACCUAGUUAAUUAGUGCUCUUAGUGGUUGCUGUCCCCUCUUCUCUCUAUGCUACUACAGGUACUGUCACUGGGAGCUGAUGUCCUUCCAGAAUACAAGCUCCAGACUCCACGCAUGGACAGAUUCACCAUCCUCCACUACAGUCCCUUCAAAGCUAUGUGGGACUGGCUCAUCCUGCUGCUGGUCAUCUAUACAGCCAUUCUCACACCCUACUCUGCUGCUUUCCUACUCAAUGACCGCGAGGAGCAAAUGAGGCGCGAGUGUGGAUACUCCUGCAAUCCCCUGAACGUGGUGGAUUUCAUGGUGGACAUCAUGUUCAUCGUUGACAUUGUUAUCAACUUCCGGACCACCUAUGUGAAUCUGAACGAGGAAGUGGUCAGCCAGCCAGGGAAGAUCGCCAUUCAAUAUUUCAAAGGCUGGUUCCUGAUAGACAUGGUGGCUGCGAUCCCCUUUGACCUGCUUAUCUUCGGUUCAGGAUCAGACGAAGUAAGUCAUUCCUAA